CCUCUCUCUCCUCUCUCUCUUUCCCUUUCCCGCAGCGCGCCGUGCCGUUAUUUCCCCCUUCUCUUUCUCUAUUCCUGUUCCUUUUUCUCGGCACUUUCUCAGAGCACAAUCACUCCGUUUGGAGAAAAAGGGUGGAAAAUAAAGGAAAAACCAAGGCCACUGAACAGUGAGGACGAAGAAAGGUAAAUUUCACGGACAGACGCGGCUUGUUCUUGUUGUUGGUUUGCUGCGCUGUUUUGGCAGCCGCCAUGGGGGCUCUGGCUCCUCUCGCCGCUCCUUGGAUACCAGAGGACGAUCUUCUCUUGAAGAAUGCCGUCGAGGCAGGUGCUUCCUUGGAGUCGCUUGCUAAAGGUGCUGUGCAGUUCUCCAGAAAGUUCACCAUUCGUGAACUGCAAGACCGCUGGCAUUCUCUUCUAUAUGAUCCAACCGUGUCUGAAGAAGCUGCUUUAAGGAUGAUUGAGCUUGAGUACACCUCGUCAGCUCUUCCAUCAAAAUUUACCAGGUGCGGGAAUUCAAAGGAUAACAAAUGUAUUACUGGAAAAAGGAAAGCUGAAAGUGUCCGUUCUAGUUACUAUGCUUUGCGUAAAAGAAUCCGUAAUGAGCCAUUUGGAUCCAUUGAUUUGGAUUUUCUUAUGGGGCCCAGCGAUAACAAUUAUGUUGGAAGUGAAGAUGUCCCUUUACCUGGACAUUGCAUCAUAGGAGAUCCAGUUCAAGGUCUUGAACUUCAGGGUUCCAACAUGAAUAUCGUGCGCCAUACUUCGACUGAAAUUGAGGUUGGUAAUGGUGCUCCAGUCUUUCAUUCACAGUUCGAGAAUACAGCUCAAGGAGAUUUUCUAAUGCAGCAAGAUAAUCUGCCUAAUGAGAUGGCAAGUAUGAUGGGGGAGAAUUUGUCUCACCCUGGCAAUGGGAUGGUAGUAGAUGAAUUUUGCCUGCGGGAUAGAUUACCCUUGCAUGGUAAUCAGGUACAAGGAUGUCCAAAUUAUGAUGGAGACCAAGGGUUUAGUUCAGAGGCUCUCGAAUGUGGGUCACCAUUUCAAAAUUUGGAGUACUCGUGUUCCCUUCCUGAAAUCCCGCAUUGGACAUCUGGUGAAGGCAUGGCGACGAUGCCUGUUGAACCUACUGACAAUGGUUUGAGAGGGAAAGAGCUUCGUGCUGGGGAUGGGUUUUCUCUUCACAUCGAUGCUGCUGCUGCUAAAGACUCGGAUCAAUCAGGAUAUGAUGGUAUGGUGAACAUGGGUUCUGAUUUGAGGCUAGAGAUACCAAGUGAGGAGGAGCUAAAAGAUACUACUAUUGGAACAGAGGGUUAUCUGGCUGAACUUUCACACUCUCUAUUGAACCUUACAAAUGAUGAUGAACUUCUGUUCAUGGACGUCGAUGGGAAAGAUGAUAUCAUUGAUAAGUCUUACUAUGACGGCCUUAGUUCCCUGUUGUUGAGUUCACCCAGUCAUGACGCCAAUCAAGAUCAUCUGGCUCUGACUGUUGAUCAUCCUGAAAAUCAGUUGAAGACAAGUCCUGCGCAAGUGUCCGAUGAAGAUAUCAGAAUGCACCAUGGAAGAGAUUCUGUUUGCAUUGGUGAAGUCCAGUGCCUUGAUACCCCAUCAACUUCAUACCCUGACUUUUCUGAACUCGAUUGUGAAGUUGUUUGCUGUGUGUUGAGCACAGAAGAUCCUGAGGUCCCAUGCAAUGACCAUGUCGUCUUUACCAACAACCACUCGCGUCGUAAGGCAGCUGCUACUGUAUCAAAACGAACUGUACAAACUCCUGGGAAAUUGAAUUCAUCCACUAAAGCGAUGACCAACAAUCAACAAAAAAGUAGCAAAGGGGGGAAACCAUUGUUGCAGAAGGAUUUGGGAAAUCCUGGAAAACCACCCAAGUCUUCUCAGAAAACACUGUCACAACAAGUGACACCAGAGGUCAGUGUUCAUCGUUCAGUUGCUCAUCCUGGAGUUAGGGUUGAGUUUGCUAGGAAUGAUUACACUGAAAGGGCUUCCACCAGUGUCGUUGCUGAUGGUGAUUCAACAACUCAAGUCAAGUCAACAAAUGAUAGAAAUACUGCAAUUCACAUGCCUGCUAAGAUGAAGGAAGAAACUUCAGGGACUGCCAUGGCAAGGCAUACAAGUCUCAGUAACACUGGCUUGUUAAUGGAAAGGCCAGCAGCUCCCGUUGGUAAUGGCUAUAAUAAGUGCCAUCGCACAACAAAUGUUGGUAGUGUUAAACAGGAAAUACAUGCUUCAUCAUCAGGUUUUCCAAUUCAGCAAGGUUCAGUUGCUGCUGUUGAGCCUGUCAAUAGUUCUGUCUCGGAACAAGGAGCAAACAGUACGUCGGAUCAAGAAGACCUUUACCUGGAAAGUGAAGAUGAUCUCCCAUACUUUUCAGACAUUGAAACAAUGAUACUUGAUAUGGACUUAGAUCCAGAAGAGCAGGACUUAUUCUCCAACGAGCAAGUGUUGAGAUACCAGCAAGAGGAAACACAGGCAGCAAUCAUGAGGAUGGAGCAGAGCGCACAUUCAUACAUGCAAAGAGCCAUUGCUUCACAUGGAGCUUUUGCUGUUCUAUAUGGUCGUUAUUCAAAGCAUUAUAUCAAGAAGUCCGAGGUUUUGCUUGGUCGAGGGACAGAAGACAGUACCGUCGACAUUGACUUGAGUAGAGAAGGACGUGCAAACAAAAUAUCACGAAGACAGGCGAUCAUUAGUCUGGACCAAAGUGGAUUUUUCCACCUGAAGAACGUAGGCAAAUUUUCCAUCUCAGUCAAUGACAAGGAAAUAACCCAUGGCCAGAGUCUAAACCUUACUCCCAGUUGUCUCAUCGAGGUUUGUUCCCCUACGAAUUCUUUGUUCAAUUGCACCAUCGACCAGAUGCCUUAAAUCUUCCGUCGAUUUGCAGAUAAGGGGGAAGCCAUUCGUGUUCGAGAUAAACCAAAGCUGCGUGAAGAGGCAUCUUGAACGCUCAUCGACCCGAGAGCUGCUGCAAUCCUGAAGUGAAGCACACAGGAAAUUCCCAGCCUGAUUAUCAGAAGGUGCUCAUAUAUUUCUUACACCAGCUGCACUUUCUGGGUUUUCCUUCUCCUCCCCUUCCUAUGCCUCUGUAAAUUUCUUCUCAUGUGAAUGAAUCCCUUCCCAACAAGGAUAGUCUAGAAAAAUCAAAUGUCUAAUCCCCAUAGUAGUUAGCCCUCCGACAACGUGCUUAUGAAAUCUAUGCAAUGCGACCCCAGUUCUCAUUUAUGGCGUGCCCUUUACUUGUGCCCUUCAUAACUAUCUGGUCUACCCCCAGGAUAUUAAGGCAAGCAAAAUGUCCUGUCGUAUGGUCAAUUUACAGAAAUGGCCAUGCAACUUUGCUCACUGAAAAAUUGGUCACUCCGAUUUUGAUUUUUAACAAACUUGCUAUUGAAGUUCGAAUGUAGCAGUAACUCGUCCAUCCCUAUUGAGUUCUUCGUCCAAGUUUUCCAAAUCAGAUUAGGUAUCGGGUAGGGCGGAGUGAAUUGGGCGUCGUCGGGUUGCAUGAGGAUCAGGUAAGGUUUAAAAUGGCAGUUCAUUUGAGCUAACUAGGAGCCAUAUGAUCUAUUUGUUACUAGUAUAUGUAUGUGGCUUGAAUGAUGUACUAGUUUG
This is a messenger RNA of Linum tenue, 3605 nucleotides long. Lineage: Eukaryota; Viridiplantae; Streptophyta; Magnoliopsida; Malpighiales; Linaceae. The record is from the annotation of a GenBank genome assembly.